This is a messenger RNA of Odocoileus virginianus texanus, 1616 nucleotides long. The record is from RefSeq and is a predicted model, not a curated record. NCBI's taxonomy places the organism in Eukaryota, Metazoa, Chordata, Mammalia, Artiodactyla, Cervidae.
AUGAUAAAGGAUCAGAGUGCAUCAGAAGGAGAAGAAAUGGGAAGAAGAGCGGCUGCGAUCCGGGCCCUUAGCUUAGUCUUUUCGUUGACCGCCUCCGGGUUGUAUUGGUUACAGAAGGUAUUAAGAGUCCCAGGGCACAGCCUAAGAUGCUUCCUCUCCAGAAUGGGUCUCUUCUCCAAACUGGGGCUGCUCCCCUGGUAUGCCAGAAAACCUCCAGGUUGGUCACAGCUCUUUCUGGGCUCAGCAUGUAAAGAAAACUUCACCCAGGUGAUAGCCAAGAAACGUCAAAGAGGACAGGAAAGUCAGAAGAAACUAAGACAUCUUGGACCACUAGAUGGUUUCUGGCAGGAAAGGCUGGUUGAUGUUGUGACACCACUCUGGAGGCUGAGCUAUGAAGAACAGCUCAAGGUGAAAUUUGAAGCUCAGAAGAAAAUUUUUCAGAGACUAGAUAAUUACCUUCAAGGGCUUAAUGGAGUCAAUAUGACAACAACUGGACUCAGUUCCAAGGGGCUCUGUUUUCUCCAUCCUAUUAUACCUACUCUUGUCAUUGAUGGCUACUGAAAUAAGUCCACCUUCUCUGACAAUCCAAAGACUGUGGGGUACUACCUAGGAACUUGGAGAGACAGGGACGUAGUCUGUGUACAGUCUAACCAUCUGAAAAACAUCCCUGAGAAACACAAUCAAGUGGCACAGUACUAUGAAGUAUUCCUUUGACAGUCCCCAUUGGAGCCCUGCCUUCUGUUUCACGAAGGUGGGUACUGGCGUGAGCUCACAGUCCAAACCAAUAGCCAAGGGCACACAAUGGCCAUCAUCAUUUUUCAUUCCCAGGAAUUAACGCAGGAGGAGCUCUCUGUUCAGAAGGAAGCUGUAAAGGAGUUUUUCACCAAAGGGCCAGGAGCAGUCUGUGACUUAACAUCACUUUACUUCCAGGAUAGCACAAUGACCCAUUGCAGCCAUCAGCAGUCCCCCUACCAGCUCCUCUUUGGAGACCCCUGCAUCUUUGAAGAUCUCCUAGGCUUGAAGAUCUGCAUGUCUCCGGAUGCCUUUUUCCAGGUCAACACUGCUGAUGCAGAGAUGCUGUAUUGAACUGUGGGCGAGCUGAGUGGAGUGAACUCUAACACUGUCCUCCUUGACGUCUGCUGUGGAACAGGUGUGAUCGGCCUCUCUCUGGCCCAGUAUACCUCCUCCGUCCUUGAGAUUGAGUUGGUGGAGCAGGCAGUAGAGGAUGCCUGGUGGACAGCAGCCUUCAAAGGCAUCACCAACUGUGAAUUCCACCCUGGUCAAGCAGAGAAGAUUUUGCCACAGCUACUAAAGUCAAAGGAAGAUGGGCAGUUGAUUGUUGCUGUGGUGAACCCAGCCCGGGCGGGACUGUACUACUAGGUGGUUCAAGCCAUUUGCAACUGUGGGGCCAUCCACACUCUAGUUUUUGUUUCCUGCAAGCCCCAUGGUGUAACCACAAGGAACAUCAUUGAGUUGUGCUGUCCUUCAAACUCCACUAAGAAGCUCCUCAGCAAGACUUUCAUCCUGAGACAAGCUGUGCCUGUGGAUCUGUUCCCCCACACCCCACACUGUGAACUGGAGCUUCUCUUCACUCCAUAAGCAGCCUCUUACAAGCC